CAAAUUGCGCGAUUCAAAUUAAUUAAGUCACCGCAGAUACAGCCAUUAACCUGUCUCGUUCACAUUGCAUGAAUAUAGUGGAUAUGGUACUUCAUAAGAUUUAAAGCAAGUGAACGUCUACAUUUGAACACAUUGGUAAAUCAUCUUCAUUAACAGCUUCGCUUCAGCGAAAACAAACGCAAGAUGAGACGUUGUCCCGAAGUUGAGGAAUAUAGAGUUGUGUAUUAAUAAAAGUAUACACGUGAUGUUUUUGGAUGUUUUCCAGAUGUUACUUAUUAUAAUAUUAGAAGAUACUUGUUAGGAAAUAUGAAGACGAUACAGCGCAAGAUUUUGUGCGGAAUCGGUGUAACAUUGUUAGUAUUAGUAUAUACUUUAGUUGAUGUGAUGGUGAACGAGAACGGAAUGUUCACUCAAUUGUUCCGACAGGUUACCGCCGUCCCCGAUGUUCUUGACUGGAAUUCGGUAACGCAGAACAUGUCAGCGUUGGGCAGGUGCAAACUCGUGACGGCGCCCCUAAGAACGCCGGUGGACCUCAGAAUCAUUGUGAUCACGUACAACCGGCCGAAGGCGGCCUUGCGGCUUCUUGACUCCAUCUCUAAAGCGUACUUUGAAGGUGACUCGAUACUACUCGAGGUCUGGAUAGAUAUGCCUAAGAACGGAAAAGUUUCACAAGAAACCGUGGCAGCUUUGAGGAACUUCCGGUUCUCAUCCGGAGAUUGUCAUAUACACGUGCACAAAGAACAUGUUGGAAUAACCGGUCAGUGGUUACAUACAUGGAAUCCACCAAGAGAAACCCCUGAAAUGGCGGUGAUUCUCGAAGACGACCUGACUGUGUCUCCAUAUUUCUAUAGAUACCUCAAACUGGUUGACCGAAAAUACGGCCACAGUCCAAAUGUUAGCGGCUACUCGCUCCAGGGUAAAAGCAUCAGACACAGCUCCCUGGUGAGCGACUGCUGUUUAGAAGUAGAUACGAAGUAUCCAGUGUUUUUAUAUCCCACCCUGGGCACGUCCGGCUUCGCUCCAAAUCGGUUGCCAUGGAUAAAGUUUCAAGACUGGUUGGCGGAAGUAAAGAAGAACAACCAGUCCGUCCCGUAUGUCCCCGAACAUAAGGCUACAAUCUGGUACAAAUCUUUCCUAUCCACUAACGAGGCGGACUCAAUGUGGGAAAUGGAAUACCUGUACUAUACCUGGAAGAACCAGCAAUAUACAGUGUAUCCGAAUUUUCAAGACUGGUUAGCUGAAGUAAAGAAGAACAACCAAUCCGUUCCGUUUGUCCCCAAACAUAAGGCUACACGGUGGUACAAAUCUUUCAUAGCCACUAAUAAAGCAGACUCAAUGUGGGAAAUGGAAUACCUGUACUAUACCUGGAAGAACCAGCAAUAUACAGUGUAUCCGAAUUUUCAAGACCACAGAGGUCUGACCUUUAACUGGUACGAGGACGGUCUACAUUCCACGGGCAAGGGCAGGGGAAAAACGGAAGAACAACGUAAUUUAGUAUUAGAAUGGACACUUGAUGACCAGAGUUUGCCUUCUGAACCAGCAUAUGUUGACAACAGGGGAGUUGUUAUAAAAACUGAAGUUCGGAAAACGGAGACCUAGCUUGCCAGUAAUUUACCUUCUCAUUGUUACAAACAAGAAACUAGUAAUCAGCACCCUUACGAAUAAAAACAUGUCACAUUCCUUCACAAUCAAUUUAUUCUUAUUUAAAAGUUUUUUCACUGUGUAUUCGAAAAAGACAAAUAUUAAAAGUGAAAACUCGUCAACAUGGAAUCUGCUUAAGCAAUGUAUGGCCGUCAAUAUUACCAUGACCAAUUUUGAAACUUUUGCUAAAUUGCAAGGGGAUAUUCAGUCUGCGGUCGGACAAGAAAGCAUGACGGCGAGAAAGUUAAGCGUGAAGAGCAUUAAUACAAACAUCAUGCAUUAUGCACAAUUUAAUCAUGAUCAAUCGUUUCAUUGUGUUUAUUAUUUUAUGAGUUACAUAAUUUUCUGUUGUCUUCAACUAAUAAUUGAAUUGAAAUCAUUGAAAUACAAUUGAAAUGAGCCAUAUGUGUCUAUUCAGUAUUUAUAUUGAUUUUACUUUUGUAUUGCGUAAUUUUCUUGCAUUAUCUCGCCUUUUAAAACGAUAUGAUACUUUUAAAAUAUCCAGUAUAUAUUCUUAUGGUAUAAUUCGUUCGAGUCGCAUGCACAUAUUUAGAAAUCUAUGUCGUAGACAUCCAUGAUUGCUUAAAGAAACCGCUUACCUUAUAUUCCCAAAAGUGUUUGAAUGUCAUAUAGAACAACUAAACAUGACAAAAUACAAUGCAUUAAAAAUAUGAUUAAGUAUUACACACCAAAUAAUUAGUGCAAACCAAUUAUAUAAUUGGCCAAAAAAUUAAUGUUGCAUUCUAAAUGUAUGGUAGUUUGUUCCUGGUAACUGAUCAUGUCUGACGUAACUGUUUCAUCUGAUGAGUUGUAUUUUCAACCACAUCAUGAAAACAAACUAUUUUUUUCCCAACCCUGUAACUCGAUGUUGUGGCUGACUAUUCAUUUCCAAAAACGUUUUGCAUAGUCUGAUAUAUAUAGAAACAUGGUUUAAAAUAAAAAAUACCUUAAAUCGUGUGUAUGUAGACAAUCACUUUACGAAUUUACCUCAUCUUUUUGUUGAAGUAUUUAUGUAUCAUGUUGAGACUCUUUUGCUAGUAUGUUGCUAAAAUAUUUAACGAAACCUCGACGUAUAAAUGACUGAUUGCAUAAGAAGUCUUUGAUCGAUACGGAUACAACUAGGUCAAUAUUUUAUUCAAAUAAGAGUAGCCAACUUUGGUUUAUAAUUAGCUUUAUAAAUGCAAACUUUGAAUAUCAAUUUUCAUUUGUAUGGAUAAUAACAAUAGUCGGGUAAUUAUUGUGUGUCAUUUAUUUCCUUCCUGUGGUUAUGUCGUGUAUAUCCCAAGCAUAAACAUUUAGGCAUAGAUAUGAUACUUUUUAUAUAUUUGUUUAAACAUUUUUCAGUUUAAGGAAAUGAACCGCUUGGUUUAAUAUGCUUAUACAUUUAAAUAUGACUUACUAUUAUAUAGCUUUACCUGAAGUUUAUGAUAUUUGUGAUAUCGCAUGUUGUCUUACUUGAGCACAAGACUCUUACGGUGUCUGUCUGUCUUGUGUCAUAACAAGUGCGUCUUUUAUAUAUAUCUUAAACACUUAAUAGGUCAUUUGUUUUUCCUAUCUUAAUGACACUUUGUCGGAAUCGAUUUAUAUAUAUCGACAAAUGUUGAGCUAGUUAACACGAUAUCAAAAGCAAGGAUCUAGUUCAAAUUGAAAAUCCAAAUUUGUUAAAGAGGUCAAAGGUAUUGCUCUACCUUCAUAAAAUAAUUCUCAACUUUAUUAUGCGAAGCGGAGGAAAGGGGUCAGAUCACUAGCCUUAACUCUAAACUCUUAUUCAAACUUACUCAGAAAUAAGUGUUAUCAUGUUUUUCGAUCGAUUUCAGGCAUGAUGACAAACCAUCAAAAAACAAUGCAGACACAAGCCAAUAAACCUUAAACUCAGGUCAGCGCCAAUGGUAUUUUGGUCCUAUCUGUACAAAAUACAAUCAUAAUUAAUCAUAUCAUAAUGAUAACAUUGAUUAUAUGCUCGAUUUUGAUAGUUAAAGUAUUGACAAGGUCUAUAUUAUAGAGCGGAGUCUGAAUGAAACGGAAUCACACAGAACACAAGAUGGAUCUGCUUCAUAAAUGGAAUCUCAAACGUUUCGACCCGCUGUCCGACACCCCAUCUAAACACUUAAUCAAUACAUUUAUUGCCAAACGUAUCACCAACAACAUCCUGUCGGUCGACCCGUUCACACUUGACCAGUCCUCUAAUAACUUUUCCUGACCCAUCUCAAUUGGAUCGCCUCAAAAUGCAUAUUUCACCAUACAGGAUUUAUGACAUGUGUACUUCUAAAUAAGAUUGAGACCUUUUUUUACAAAUUGUUGUUCUGCCACUAAGAUAGAUAUUUAUAAUUAAUUGUUGUCAUUUAUAAACUUAUUGGUAGCAUUGAUGUAUGUAUUCGUUAUGCUUGAUUUACAAAUGUAUUCCCGAUGCUUGAUUUAUGUACUGCUUUACAAAGAUAAUAAAAAUAUAAUUUGUAAUUAUCAUUGUGAACAAAUUUAUUUAAAUUAUUUUUUGUUAAUAUUGUUAUUUCAUUAUUUAACAAAGCAAUAUAACUUUUAAAUACA
This is a messenger RNA of Dreissena polymorpha, 4185 nucleotides long. RefSeq lists its product as uncharacterized. The transcript is spliced from 5 exons. The record is from RefSeq and is a predicted model, not a curated record. Bases 307 to 1599 code for a protein of 430 amino acids. NCBI's taxonomy places the organism in Eukaryota, Metazoa, Mollusca, Bivalvia, Myida, Dreissenidae.